This is a messenger RNA of Drosophila guanche, 2334 nucleotides long. RefSeq names its product protein spaetzle 3 (gene spz3). Gene Ontology annotation, biological process: innate immune response; central nervous system formation; regulation of Toll signaling pathway. The coding region runs from base 187 to 2061 and encodes 624 amino acids. Gene Ontology annotation, molecular function: growth factor activity; Toll binding. Gene Ontology annotation, cellular component: extracellular region. The record is from RefSeq and is a predicted model, not a curated record. The transcript is spliced from 5 exons. NCBI's taxonomy places the organism in Eukaryota, Metazoa, Arthropoda, Insecta, Diptera, Drosophilidae.
CUCUGACGGAUUUGUUAUUUUUGCAUAAAUCAGUUUCGAGAGCGGGCUACUUCCAGCUUGGAUUUCGCUGUUCUGUUCUGCACUUCAAAUCUAGAUGUUGCCGCAUUCAACGCCGGCGGCAGGCGUGUGGCAGCUUCAGUUCGUUGCCUAAGUCUUUUGUGUCGCGUUUAUAACUAAAGCCCAGCGAUGGCUCUGACCAAUUUCUCACUGCCUUUCGGUGCGCUCGGCCAGCCCUGGGGCGUCACCCUGGCACCCCUGCACCCCAUACAUCAGCUGGCCAGCAACACCAACAAUUUGCUGUACUCUCCGGCGGACCAUCAACAGCAGCACCCCCAGCAGCAGGGCCCCACAGAUUCUGAAUUCUUUAAGAAUAAUCCCUAUGCGCCACCGCAGCAUACAAGUGUGCCACAAGCACAAGGGGCAAGCGCAGGCUAUCCAUACCAGAGCAGACGCAAGCAGAAUAAUGCCUAUCUGCCACCCACGGGCCCCGCUGCGGCACGUAACUCUGUGUACCACAUCCAGCAGCAGACACAACAGCAACAGCAGCAGGAGGCCAACAAUGAGAACAGCGUCUCCUAUCAGAGUUCAACCAGUUCCAGGUCGAGCAGCGCCGGCCAGAGCACCAUACAGCUGACGCAGACCCACCACUCGACUGGCCGAGGCCCGGGCGAGGGCUCGUACAGCCGCUUUCCGGGGCAGCAGCAGAAGCAAUUCUUCAAUGCCCACGGCAGUGCCAGUGCCACAUUUAGCAAGAACAGCGGCAGCUUCAGUAUUACCAGCUACGGUAGCAGGCAGCAGCCGCAACCACAACCACAACCACAACAACAGGCACAGCCCCAGGCAGCACCACCAGCACCUCAGCUGCAGCAGCAGCCACCCCCGCCCGCACCGCAGUCGCAGCAGCAGCAGCCGCGCACCAGACAAUCGAAGCCUGAGGCACAGCCUGCGUCCACCUAUGGCGUGGCAGCGCCCGAAAACUAUCCGGAAAGAGCGCCGGGCUUUACGCGGGUGCAGGCAGGACAGGGCUCACGCACUCAGGUGCAUGCCGUUCUCGACUAUGAUGUGGAGGAGGGCGACGAGGAGGAUGAGGAGGAUGAAGACGAGGAUGGACAGUACUACGAGGGGCAGGAGAAGGCAGCAAAGGCGAAUAGCAAUCAGAUGCCCACUGUGACACCCAUCCAGGGACCAAUCUACUUGAAGAACGGCACGGUGCCGGUGGUGCCGCUCUUCUCCUAUCCGAAGCUCAACAACGGAUCGUUCCUACAGAUUCCGAUCUGGUGGACGGCCCUGUCGGUGGCUCUGGGUCUGGAUGUCAGAGGUGAUGUGAUAAAGGGUGUGCCAUGCAUCAAGCGCUUUCAUCAGCUAUUCUGCCCCACAGCCGGCAACAGCUAUCCCAUCGACAAGAUUGAACGUUUUAUAGAUGACAACAAGGCUUUGAUGCGUCGCAUGUAUGGAGACUUUGAGAUGAAUAUGGAGGGACCUGCAGGUGGCGGCAAUCAACAGCCAAAAGUGCGCAAAAGAAGAUUUAUAGACGAGCCGGAUAUAUUUAUACCACCCGGAGCACAUGCAGCCCAUGCAGCCCAUGCAGGAGAGGCCGUGGAGGCGGGCGACAGUUAUUUCGGACAACUCAGAAAGAAGCGUCAGGCGGCAGUUGGUGGCAGUCGCAACAGAGGAGCAGGCAACAGUGGUUCCAGUGGUGCUGGAAGUUCUACCGGAAGCAAUGCCAGCAGAACACCUGGGAGCAGUGGCGCUGGGCAGGCGAACUCCGGCACAGGCAGACUCGAUGCCUGCGAAUCGAAAAUCGAAAUUGUGACACCCUAUUGGGCAUCGAACUCAGCAGGCAAGAUCAGGGCCAUUGUCAACACACAGCACUUUGAGCAGGCCAUACACCAGGAGGUGUGCAGCAAUACACAAACAUCACGCUGCGAGGGAGAGUGCGGAUGCGAGCAAAAGUACAAAUGGCAUCGACUGUUGGCCUAUGAUCCUGAUAACGAUUGCAAGGGCAUAUUUAUGGACUGGUUCCUGUUUCCUUCAUGCUGUGUCUGUAGAUGUAAUCCCUAGACGAGUGCCGUGUCUGAGCAUAAUAUAUAAUGAGCAUCGAGUAUAAUUGUAGGUAGAAUGCCACUGAAUGUAUUUUAGUUGUUGUUAAGUAGAUCAUAUAUCCACUUCUUGGUAGCUUCCAUGUAGUUAAGGUUUAAUACGAGCCAUAUCCGCCCCUCCAUCUACUCGUAAACAAACAAAAAAAAACACAUCCGAGAUAACUCAAAACUCCAUUUGUUGUUGUACUGUAAUCGUAAUUGUAAUCGUAAAAUGAAUCAAGUGAAUAAAGUCUAU